Molecule: messenger RNA, 2682 nt
Organism: Fulmarus glacialis (Northern fulmar)
Lineage: Eukaryota; Metazoa; Chordata; Aves; Procellariiformes; Procellariidae
Gene: PHLDB2
Product: pleckstrin homology-like domain, family B, member 2
Exons: 19
Coding region: 1-2682 (893 amino acids)
Biological process (GO): regulation of microtubule cytoskeleton organization
Cellular component (GO): basal cortex
Source: RefSeq, a predicted model, not a curated record
AUGAGCAGCGGCUGCGCUUUGAAAUUUGCCAUUUCCUAUUAUUAUCGAAGGGAUGGAGGCUUGGCACGGGGAAACCUGAUAUACCCUGUUGUUGCAGGGGAGGAUGGGACUUCAUGUCCUGAUGCCGUGUUUCCCAUCUAUAACCAUUACGACGACUGUAGGAAAGGGCCAGGCCCGGAGCUGUCACAACAGGAAUUUUCAAUAGGCUUAUGCUUGGCAGGAGUACAGCGUAAGUGUAAAGUGGAACAAUUAGAACGACAGCGGCUGGAGACAAUCCUCAAUCUGUGUGCAGAAUACUCCAAAUCUGACAGCACCCCCGCUGCAGCUACAACAGUUGCUGAUGUUCAAAAAAUUAACAAAGAACUCGAAAAACUUCAGCUCUCCGACGAGGAUUCGGUGUUUGAGGACUCGCAGAUGAAUCUGGAAACCAGGUUCAGGAACCACCUGAAAUCAUCUGCAAGCGAUUCGGACUUCUCGGAGCUGAGCAGCCACAGCCGCAGCACUGCUGCUUUCCACCCCUCUAGAGGGUUGAGAGCCGACGAGCACUUCAACGAAAGCGCGAAGCCUCCACCUUCCGCUGCUCCCGGCUUCCUGAAGGAUGCCACCGAAUCGUCCUACCUAAGCAUCACACCAAAGAUGCCAGAAUGCACAAGUGAUGAGCAAAGAGGGCAGGAGCUUGGUCGACUGGAGGAGGAGCGCAUAGUAAUACUAAAUAACUUGGAAGAACUUGAGCAGAAGAUCAAAGAUUUAAAUGACCAGAUGGAUGAAUCCUCAAGAGAGUUGGAUAUGGAAUGUGCCCUUUUGGAUGGGGAACAGAAAUCUGAAACAACAGAGCUGCUGAAAGAGAAGGAAAUAUUGGAUCAUCUAAACAGAAAAAUAGCUGAGCUGGAGAGAAAUGUUAUUGGUGAAAAGACAAAGGAAAAAUUAAAACUUGAUGCUGAGAGGGAAAAACUAGAGAGGCUUCAGGAGCUUUACUCCGAGCAGAAGACGCAGCUUGAUAAUUGCCCUGAGUCCAUGAGGGAACAAUUACAGCAGCAGCUGAAGAGGGAUGCUGAUCUAUUGGACAUAGAAAGCAAACACUUUGAAGACCUGGAAUUUCAGCAGCUUGAACAUGAAAGCAGGCUAGAUGAAGAGAAAGAAAAUCUGACACAACAGCUCCUGCGUGAAGUAGCCGAAUAUCAGCGUAGCAUUGUCAGUAGAAAGGAAAAGAUAUCUGCACUCAAAAAACAAGCCAAUCAUAUUGUCCAACAAGCACAAAGAGAACAAGAUCAUUUUGUAAAAGAGAAAAACAACUUAAUAAUGAUGCUGCAAAGGGAAAAAGAGAAUCUCUGUAAUCUGGAAAAGAAAUAUUCCACGCUUUCCGGAGGAAAGGGAUUUCCUGUCAGUCCCAAUAGUCUAAAAGAGGGCUAUAUCAGUGUAAGUGAAAUUAGUGAGCUGUAUGGCAAUUCCACGAAUAUAUCCCCUUCCACCCAGCCCCCCACAGAUGCUGAAGCAGUUGCCACUGAGCCUUCCACGGCUGUGCUGACCAGCCAGCCACAAAAUAAAGAGCAUUUCAGAAAUCUGGAAGAGCGAAAGAAGCAGCACAGGGAAUGCAUGUACAUGAGUGAUACUUUACCUCGCAAGAAAACUACUCCGUCUGUAUCACCGCACUUCAAUAGCUCUACACUUGGACGAAGCAUUGCAUCUAAAGGACAUUUACCAUUAGGACAGAGCAACAGCUGUGGCAGCGUACUUCCUCACUGUCUGGCAACCAUGACCAAAGAGUCAGAGUCGAGAAGGAUGCAGAAAGGGUAUAACCACCAGCGUAUCUGUGAAAACCAAAGGCAGAAGUCUCCUGAAUUCUACAGCAGAACAGCAUCCGAAUCGAAUGUGUAUUUGAAUAGUUUCCAUUACCCAGAUCGUAGUUACAAGGACCAUGCCUUUGAUACACUAAGCUUAGACAGUUCUGACAGUAUGGAGACAAGCAUAUCGGCAUGCUCACCAGAUAACAUUUCCAGUGCUAGCACUUCAAAUGUUGCAAGAAUAGAAGAGAUGGAGAGACUUCUGAAACAAGCGCAUGCUGAAAAGACUAGGCUGCUUGAGACCAGGGAACGGGAGAUGGAAGCUAAAAAACGAGCUCUGGAAGAAGAGAAGCGCCGCAGAGAGCAACUGGAGAAAAGAUUGGAAGAAGAAACUAGCCAGAGGCAAAAAUUAAUUGAAAAGGAAGUCAAAAUAAGGGAGAAACAAAGAGCACAGGCCCGUCCCUUGACUCGCUAUUUGCCCAUUAGAAAGGAAGAUUUUGACCUACGAAGUCACAUCGAAACAGCCGGUCACAACAUAGAGACCUGUUACCAUGUCUCCCUCACAGAGAAGACCUGCCGAGGCUUUCUGAUUAAAAUGGGAGGAAAAAUUAAAACAUGGAAAAAACGAUGGUUUGUUUUUGACAGAAACAAGAGAACUUUUACUUAUUACGCAGACAAGCACGAAACUAAAUUAAAAGGUGUAAUAUAUUUUCAAGCUAUUGAAGAAGUCUAUUAUGAUCAUCUAAAGAAUGCAUAUAAGAGUCCCAACCCGUUGCUCACUUUCAGUGUUAAGACACAUGACCGGAUAUACUAUAUGGUUGCUCCUUCACCAGAAGCCAUGAGGAUAUGGAUGGAUGUUAUUGUUACAGGCGCAGAAGGCUACACCCACUUCAUGUUAUAA